Messenger RNA from Chlorocebus sabaeus (green monkey), 2587 nucleotides. The record is from RefSeq and is a predicted model, not a curated record. Lineage: Eukaryota; Metazoa; Chordata; Mammalia; Primates; Cercopithecidae.
CAGCGCCUGGCGCCGGACUCCUCUCUCUCCCGGAAGCGGAGCACCGAGCCCGCAAAGGCUGGGUGUGGGACAGCGGCGGUGGCAGACGCCGCAGAAGCAAAGAGCACUGAGGCUCUUGCAUUCAGGUGGAGUACCAUGGACGAAGCUGGCAGCUCUGCGAGCGGCGGGGGCUUCCGCCCGGGCGUGGACAGCCUGGACGAACCGCCCAACAGCCGCAUCUUCCUUGUGAUCAGCAAGUACACGCCUGAGUCGGUGCUGAGGGAGCGCUUCUCGCCUUUUGGCGACAUCCAGGACAUCUGGGUGGUGCGGGACAAGCAUACUAAGGAGUCCAAGGGCAUUGCUUUCGUCAAAUUCGCCCGCAGCUCACAGGCCUGCAGGGCCAUGGAGGAGAUGCAUGGCCAGUGCCUCGGCCCCAACGACACCAAGCCCAUCAAGGUUUUCAUUGCACAGUCCCGAUCAUCUGGAAGUCACCGAGAUGUUGAAGAUGAAGAACUUACAAGAAUCUUUGUUAUGAUACCAAAGUCCUACACAGAAGAAGAUCUGCGGGAAAAAUUUAAGGUGUAUGGAGAUAUCGAGUAUUGCAGCAUUAUUAAGAAUAAAGUCACUGGAGAAAGUAAAGGUUUGGGCUAUGUACGAUACUUAAAACCAUCACAAGCUGCCCAAGCAAUAGAAAACUGUGAUCGAAGUUUUAGAGCAAUCUUGGCUGAACCUAAAAAUAAAGCAUCUGAAUCCUCUGAACAAGAUUAUUAUAGUAAUAUGAGGCAAGAGGCUUUGGGACAUGAACCUAGAGUAAAUAUGUUUCCAUUUGUUGGAGAACAACAAUCUGAAUUUUCAAGUUUUGACAAGAAUGACAGCCGUGGCCAGGAAGCAAUCUCCAAACGCUUGUCAGUUGUAUCAAGAGUUCCUUUCACUGAAGAACAGCUUUUCAGCAUUUUUGAUAUAGUACCAGGAUUGGAAUAUUGUGAAGUUCAACGAGAUCCUUAUUCAAAUUAUGGUCAUGGAGUGGUUCAGUAUUUUAAUGUAGCAUCAGCUAUUUAUGCAAAAUACAAAUUACAUGGAUUUCAGUACCCUCCUGGGAAUCGAAUAGGUGUUUCCUUCAUUGAUGAUGGAAGUAAUGCAACAGAUCUCCUUAGAAAAAUGGCAACACAGAUGGUAGCUGCACAGCUUGCAUCAAUGGUGUGGAAUAACCCAAGUCAGCAACAACUUAUGCAAUUUGGAGGAAGCUCUGGAUCACAGUUGCCUCAAAUCCAGACAGAUGUUGUACUUCCAUCAUGCAAAAAAAAAGCCCCUCCUGAAACUCCUGUGAAAGAAAGACUUUUUAUUGUGUUUAAUCCUCAUCCUUUACCUUUAGACGUAUUAGAAGAUAUAUUCUGUCGUUUUGGUAACCUGAUCGAAGUUUACCUUGUAUCAGGAAAAAAUGUGGGGUAUGCCAAGUAUGCCGAUAGAAUAAGUGCUAAUGAUGCUAUUGCCACUCUACAUGGGAAGAUUCUGAAUGGGGUGAGACUUAAAGUUAUGCUGGCAGAUUCGCCAAGAGAAGAGUCUAACAAACGGCAAAGAACUUACUGAUUCUUGAGAAACAGUAGCUCAAGAACACAUGGAUCCUGGGAACAGAAGUGGCCCUGAAGCUGCACUAUGUUGGAGGUUUCCUUGACUAAGAGAACCACACCUGGCAUUCACCUCGAUAGGGGAGUCAUAAAAGAUCCUGCCUCUGACCAGAAGAGUAUGAAUGACAAAGGUGACAUAACCAGCACAGAAAGAUGUCUUAGCCUCUGCACAUCAGCUGAUUUAGAAUACUUACAGAUGGGGGGCGCGGUGGGGGGGGGGGGGGGGCGCAGAAUGUUCUUUUCAGCUUCUUUGCCCUGAGAACUUUGAUCUUAUUGCAAGGAAGUCCCUUACCCUCUUCUACCCUAGAUCUGACGGACCUCCUGGGAUUUCCUGGGAAAAUGAAAUGAGUCUAAUACCUUUGACCGCCUUUUGGAUAUUAUAUCAGCACUUACUUGAGUAGACUGUGAAAGAGCUGAAAGCAAUAUUCAGAGUCUGACAGUUCUCUGCAGUUGGCCUAGAUAACCUCAUUGUGAAAUAAGUAACUAAAUGGGCAAAAGAUUUGAACAAGCACUUCACAAAAGAAGACCAAGAGGAGGGCAGGGUUUUUUGUUUGGGGAGUUUUAUUUAGUUUUGUUUUGGGGUUGUUUUGUUUUGGCAGAGGACAGGAGGAGUGGAUAGAUUCAUUUUGUAAAGAAAUAUUAAAAUAUUCUUUUUAAUUUGAUAGUUAAUUUAAGCUAAAGAAUCUUUUAAAACUCAGAAUGUUCAGCCGUAUUAGUCAUCAAUGAACUGCUCAUUACAACUACAAUAAGCUACCCCAACAGUGGUAUGUACAGCAAGAAUUAAAAUGUUGACAAUACCAAGUACUGGUGACAGUGUGAAAUAACAAGAACUGCUGAUGCAAAUUGGCUCAACCACUUGGGAAAAUGUUUGACUGUAUCUACUAAAGUUGAAUAUAUGUAUGCCCUCAACUCAGCAGUUCCACUUCUAAGCAUAUAUCCAAUAAAGAUGUGUACAUAUGUGUACCAAAAGACACAUACAAAAA